This is a messenger RNA of Lactuca sativa (garden lettuce), 1578 nucleotides long. Its product is annotated as F-box protein AUF2. The record is from RefSeq and is a predicted model, not a curated record. Gene Ontology annotation, molecular function: protein binding. NCBI's taxonomy places the organism in Eukaryota, Viridiplantae, Streptophyta, Magnoliopsida, Asterales, Asteraceae.
UUUACAUGUUUGGCAAAAUUUACAAUUUUGUUCUUUAUUUAAGUAUUUCAUAUUAAUGGUUUUGUAAUAAAAACAAAUUUUAUAGUGAUGGUCGGUAUUUAAUGGUUUAAAUGUAGAGAUUGGAUGAAACCAUUAAAAUUUGAAGUAAUGAUGCCACGUGCUGAGCAGAUCUAAUAUGAUGCCAAGUGGAUUUUUUUUUUUCAAACACCUCCAAGUGUCCUCGAUAAUGCUCUAGCGUAAAUGGAGUUACAAAAAUGACGAACUCUUGAGACAGAAUUCUCGUUUGUUCUGAAAAAAAGGUCAGAGAGGGGAUGAUUAGGGUUUCAGACAGUAUCCCGAUGUAAGAAACCAUUGGUUACUAUUCUGAAGAAUGAAGAACAGCGUGGAAUCUCGCGAAGAAGAUGCAAAUGUUUCUUCUUCAUUUAGUCGUUUACCAGAUGAAAUCAUCCUCCAAAUAUUCAACAAAUUAAUCGAUUUGAAAACCCUAUGCUUUUGCUAUCUCGUUUCCAAACAUUUGUCCUCGAUUUUACUUCAAAUCGAAGCCAUUUCCUUCACUGCUCCUUUAUUAAACCCUCGCAAUUCCGAUAAGAACACCGUCAGUGACGUCUCCCCAAGUCAGCCGUUUCUAUCCGCGCAUACGUUUUUGAGCAAGUUUAAAGAAGUGAAGUUCUUAUGGAUCGAACUUCCUUCAUCCAGUCAUAGAGAUAUUGAUGAUCGUCUUUUGUUCAGGUGGAAAGCUAAGUUCUGUAGCAGAAUGAAAUCGUUCAUAUUUCUGUCACCACAUUCAAUUUUUCACAAGGAUGGAUUCUGUAUUAAUGGAAAUGGGGAAGAAGAAGAAGAAGAAGACAACGAGUUACGCAAUGAUAUGUUUAAUCAGAAAUUAGUCAUUUCGUUUCAGUGUUUUAGGGAUGCGAUGGUCUGGCAUUCGAUAUUGUUGUACUUGGUUAAGGAUCUACCAAAGUUAGAAAAGGUUUCCAUUACUGAGUCAGGGAGAAGAGGGAAGCUUUCUCUGAGUGGGGAAAAGCUCAUUGAGGUGAAGGAAUGGGUACAACAUUCAGCUUCUGAAGCUGUAAUGACUCAUUUAGAGCUUCCUACUAAAAUAAGUAAUGGUUACAUUCCCGUUUUGAAAUUACCAGUUUCAGGUUAUGUGAUGAAGGGGAUAUUUUUUUGUGUAAUGAAGAUGAAAGAUCUUGAGGGUGGAAAUGAUGGUGUUAUGAACAAUGAGGAUGCUUCUGCAGAUAAAGAAGAAGCUGCGUAUACUGAAGCUGUGAUGGAAAUUUUGGAGAAGCAUACGACAUGAUGCUUAAGAUGGCCGAUGGUGUUUUAGUAUGAAUCAGGUAAUGAAGCUAGUUCAAGUAACAACUAACAAAGGAAGGGAAAAUAUUUGGUAGAUUGGUAGAUAUUAAUUGAUAGAAGAUAGAAGAAAUGUUUAAAACAAGUAUUGAGAUGUGGUUAUUUUUGAGGCGGAUUUAUCUUUAGAAACUAGAAAGGUAGCAACAUGUUGGUAUGGAAAACAUGUUAUGUAAGUGACAUAUAAUAAUACUAAAGUACUAAGUAGCAUGUAUAUAUUUUAUAACA